CGCGCGCUCUUCAUUCAUUGCUGGCCGAACCAGCCGCUCGGCUCUCUGGUGUGAACGUCCCCUCGUCUCCUCCUCUGACUGUCGGACUCUCCAUCUCGCUCCACGCGCAGAAGUAGAACGCUAAACCCGGACCAUGAGGGGCUCCUGCCGCCCGAGAAACACGCAGGACAGGGCAGUUUGUAUGACCAACUGCCCCACCCUCAUCGUGACGGUGGGCCUGCCAGCCCGUGGGAAGACCUACAUCUCCAAGAAGCUAACACGCUACUUAAAUUGGAUCGGCGUGCCCACCAAAGAGUUCAAUGUGGGCCAGUACCGGAGGGAGUGUGUGAAGAUCUACAAAUCCUUUGAGUUUUUUAGUCCGGAUAAUGAAGAGGGCUUAAAAAUCAGGCGCCACUGUGCAAUGGCAGCUCUCAAUGAUGUCCGGCAGUACCUCAGUGUUGAGGGAGGACAAGUGGCAGUAUUCGAUGCCACCAAUACGACAAGAGAACGUCGAGGGGCCAUUGUCAAGUUUGCCGAGCAAAACGGUUUCAAGGUGUUCUUUGUGGAGUCUGUGUGUGAAGACCCAGACGUCAUCGCGCAGAACAUCGUGCAAGUGAAGCUCGGCAGCCCCGACUACAUCCACUGUGACACUCAAGAAGCCAUCGAAGACUUUAUGAAAAGGAUCAAGUGUUACGAAUCGUCAUACCAGCCUCUGGACGAGGUUUUGGACAGGGACAUGCCCUACAUCAAGAUCAUGGACGUGGGCCGCCGUUAUCUCGUGAAUCGCGUGCAGGACCACAUCCAGAGCCGGAUCGUGUACUACCUGAUGAAUAUCCACAUCACGCCGCGCUCCAUUUACCUGAGUCGGCACGGCGAGAGCGACCUCAAUAUCAAGGGACGCAUCGGAGGUGACUCGGCCUUGUCGGCGCGGGGGAAAGAGUAUGGCAAAUGUCUGAGGAAGUACAUCCAGGAGCAGAACAUCAAGGAUCUGAAAGUGUGGACCAGCCAGAUGAAGAGAACCAUCCAGACGGCCGAGUGUCUGGGAGUGCCGUAUGAACAGUGGAAAUCGCUCAACGAGAUUGAUGCCGGCGUGUGCGAGGAAAUGAUGUACGAAGAGAUCCAAGAGCAUUACCCUCUGGAGUUCGCGCUGAGAGACCAAGACAAAUAUCGUUAUCGCUAUCCCAAAGGAGAGUCGUAUGAAGACCUGGUGCAGCGUCUGGAGCCCGUCAUCAUGGAGCUGGAGAGGCAGGAGAACGUUCUUGUUAUUUGUCACCAGGCCGUCAUGCGCUGCCUUCUCGCCUACUUUCUCGACAAGACCGCAGUUGAGUUGCCUUAUCUGAAGUGCCCCUUGCACACGGUGUUGAAACUCACCCCACUGGCUUACGGAUGCAAAGUGGAGUCUAUCUAUUUAGGCGUGGAUGCCGUGAACACACACCGAGAGCGACCGGAGAAUGUGAGCGUGCAGCGUAGCACAGAGGCCGCUCUGAAAACCGUGCCGGCACACUUCUGACACCCUCUCUCGCACUUCCUGCCUGACCGCUCAGCUGCCUCGCGAGGAUGCUCGCCGUUGACGACUUGGGAGACGAAUCGACACGGGCGUCACGUUUUUGUACUCCCAGCGUUCCCGAACGGACAGCUUUGUGGUGUUUUCGUCACGCUGUAGUAUAACACAUCCUCCUGCACUGUCAAAAGCGUUCACGUAAUGUGUUGCUGUUUUAUAAAGCCGUGUGUGUGCGAACAAGAACUCUGCAGUUACUUCACACCACAAGAAAACAAUCUUCUUCAAUCUCCUUCAAUGUCUUUGUGGGUGAUCACCAUAUUUCUCCAACUAGUGGACAGGAGGUUGCUUGAUUCAAAUUUCUGUCAACUGCGCACCCCCACCUCUAAAAAAAAGACAAUUGCUGAAAAAUAUAGCAAAAGAUGCAGGUGACAUUGUCAGAGAAGAACAGCAAUACAGUAGAAAAGUACUAAAAGGUUUCAUAAUAGUGAUCACUUGGGCAGUGAUUCUUCUGUGUACCACUAGAGGGAGUGUGCGCAACACUCAUGUGUUGUGAGAAUCACUACAUUGGAGGGACUGGAACUUUUGGAAGAAAAAAACUUAAGUCAUAAGCUGUGUAAAUCAUCCUAUGCAUGUUGAGUAUGCUCACAGAAGGAGUAGUGAUGGCGUCACGGGUGCUUUUUCUAAUCUCCCGAUCUUUUUUCAAGAGCCUUUUGAACAUGUCGGGUCUUUGAAGUGUUUUUGAUGCGUUUAUGAAUGUCAGUGAUGCAUCUGGAAACAAAAAUAACUUUUGGGGUAGCAAUCAGUGGCUUUUUUGUGGUGUUUUUUUUUUUAUGGGCCGACUAUGAUGGACAUAAAAAAGAACUGCGGUGUGUUCAUGAAGGCUGGGCGUUUGAUGAGAAAUUUCUUUCAGGAAAAAGAUUUGGACUCAAUUUUGUUUCAAAUCAUCGUUCAUACAUCAGUUCCACACAAUUGCUAUCACAAGUGUCCAUCCCCAAUGUGCAUCCUCCAAAUAAUUGUUUUCAUUUCGUCACAUCUGUCAAAUGAUUAUUAUAGUAAUCUAUGUACGUUUUACGUGUUUUAUUCAAUUCUAUAUUGGUUUAUGUACACAACUGUUGUGAAACGUGUACUUUGCCUUGCUGCUCCUUUUCAAUUGUACAAAUGUCAAUAAAGUUUCUCUGCUUGGUUGCCACCGUCUUUCUCGCCUUUCAUUUUUGUUCAGGAGUCGUAGGUGAGCUGGAAGGGAUACCAGCUGACUUGACGCACAGAUUGGGCACCACCCUCAUGGACAUUUUUUAGAGUCUUAAACUCAAACUGAGAUUUGAACCCUGACCCUCAGAAGAGUGAGGCAUGUGCUGUUCCCUUUCCCCUUGAACUCACAAACAACAUUUCUAAUCUUCCCUACCGGUGAGUAUAUUUAAUUAUUUUGGAUGAUUUCAAUCUACAAUAGGUUGGACUCUGUAAUAAAACAUAUCAUGCACCAAUUGAUUGCUUCGUGGUCAUAACAAAAAGCAUAGCACAAUAAAAUAUAUAUUAAAAAACAAACACUUUCAAUCAUCGGGGGGGGGGGGG
Hippocampus zosterae (dwarf seahorse) is the source of this 3049-nucleotide messenger RNA. It is a transcript of the gene pfkfb4b, whose product is annotated as 6-phosphofructo-2-kinase/fructose-2,6-biphosphatase 4b. Gene Ontology annotation, biological process: fructose 2,6-bisphosphate metabolic process; fructose metabolic process. Gene Ontology annotation, cellular component: cytosol. The transcript has 14 exons. Lineage: Eukaryota; Metazoa; Chordata; Actinopteri; Syngnathiformes; Syngnathidae. Bases 134 to 1489 code for a protein of 451 amino acids. Gene Ontology annotation, molecular function: ATP binding; 6-phosphofructo-2-kinase activity; fructose-2,6-bisphosphate 2-phosphatase activity. The record is from RefSeq and is a predicted model, not a curated record.